AUUUAAUUGUUUUCUUUAUACAAAUUAGUUUUAAAUUAAAUAGCACUCGAGAGAUUAUAAAAUUUUAAGUGGGGAAAAAUUGCAAAAAAGUGUUAUAAAAUGGAAAUGCCAAUGCCCAUUGCUAAUGAUUUGGAUAAACGUAUAUCGGAUGCCUUUUGCAUAUUUGACCAUCAUGGCGAUAAAACCAUAGAUGUAAGAGAAGUUGGUACAGUUUUGCGUUUCCUGGGAUGUGUACCCACAGAGCAAGAGAUAAAUGAAAUCAUAACCGCUACGGAAACGGAAGAUUCCAGUGGGGAAGUACACUUGGCUAGGUUUUUGCCACAUGUUUCACAGUUAUUAAUAGAGCACAAAAUGGAACCAGCCGAACCCGAAAAGCUACUCGAUGCCUUUCAUGCAUUGGAUCCUGAGAAUCGUGGGAGUUUAACUAAAGAUUAUCUAAGUAAACUUAUGAUAGAGGAAGGUGAACAAUUUACUCAAGAAGAACUGGAUGAAAUGAUGGCUGUUGCUGUAGAUCCACUAACUGGCAAUAUACCCUACGAGUUCUAUCUUAAUCAACUAAUGGUCUAUCUAUGAGCAAAAAGAAACACCUAUAAAAACCAAAAUAUCAUCAAAAAAAUAUGGUAGCCAUCUAUCUUUCCAUCAAUAUUUCUAUAAAAAUAACUUUACAUUAGAAUUCCAACGAAAAGGAGCAAUUCACAGACAUUAACAUAAAUUCAAUAUAUAAAUAAAUGGAAAAAAUUAAUAAAUUAUGGCAUUGUAGAUGAUGGUUCUACCUUGA
Molecule: messenger RNA, 778 nt
Organism: Stomoxys calcitrans (stable fly)
Lineage: Eukaryota; Metazoa; Arthropoda; Insecta; Diptera; Muscidae
Product: dynein regulatory complex protein 8
Exons: 4
Coding region: 100-573 (157 amino acids)
Molecular function (GO): calcium ion binding
Source: RefSeq, a predicted model, not a curated record